CAGCUUAACACGAUUUGGCAAUCUGUAUACCGCCCCCUAUCGGACAGGUUAAUGAAUAUGGCGACCAGGUAAACAACGAGUUUAUGUCAAAGGAAACUGUCAAGGUGUGGCUGUCGUGAAUAUCAAGAACAGUUUAUUUAUUGGCCAUAAACACAGCAAUAUGGAUACUGCUGGAUUUUCCGAUAAUUUUGAUGGAUCGGAAUUCAAUGCACACAGAAGCAUAAAAACGUCUUCAGAAAACAACGAAGGGUAUGGGGGCUUCGACAAUCCCUGUUUGGAAGAGGAAGAUCCUCCAGCAACCCUCCCUGUUACCCAAGACGACAUCCACAUCGAAACACCUCCCCAAAGUAACGGAAACACCCAUCAAAAAACAGCUAAUUCGUCAUCAUUGGCAAUGACGUCACUUCCUGUUUUAUAUACCACAGAGACAGGUGGUUCCAAAGUAGUAAAGGAACAAGUUGUAAUCGGAGGAUCAAAUGGAAAUGUGAUUCAAACCCAACAGACGUGCUGCCAAAACGUCCCCGAGAGAUGGAGGGAUAUAGAACGCCAAAAACCUUUGACACAAAAAAGAAUCAAAGUCUUGCAGAUACUUAGUAUCCUAGCGAUUAUAUUCUUCUUCCCUCUUGGAAUUCCAGCAGUUAUUUUCGCAUUUAGACUUCAGAAAACCCUAAAUGAAGGUAUAAUGCAAGGAAAUAUUGACAAGGCACUUAGUUUGGCCAAACGGGUAGAAAGGCUGAUCAUUUUUGCGGGACUUUUUGCUAUAUUGACAGCCAUCCUGGUUUUCGCACUGGUGGAAAGAGCUUUUAUGACGGAAGACGAGCUGAAGGCAAAUACGAGAAAUCGUGUCAUGCCAGGAUAAUGGUGCAUAUCUACUGGAGAUUCUUCAGAUAUAUUGUUUAAGUAUUGCAUACUCCAAAGCAAUAGUCUAUGCUAUUAUAGACACACGAGCAAAGUAUUCCCAAUUAUAUUGAGUGCCAAAUAUUUCAGUGGUAUUUUGGCAAUAUCUAUUGUUAUUGCAUUUUCCCUAUUAACAGAAUCUCAUAAUUCAUCAGUGUUUAGUUACCAAGGAGAUUAAUUUCUUUGUCAAUUUAUUUACACUUCAACACAUAUAUUGUUUUGUCAUUUUUCUCGUGUUAUGUGCGAGGUUCAUAUAUUUUGGGCAAUGCUGUUGCUUUUUUGCUGCGUCUAAAUCUUUACAAUCUAGAUGUUUAUUUUAAGAAUCUCAAGGAAUAUAUAGACCAUGUAUAAUAGGCGGAAGUAUUAAAAUGUCAGAACAUGCUUUAGUUGCAUAAUUUAUUGCACUAAACGUGCAGUUAUCAAUUGAACGAUUUAAGUGAAAACUUUUAGGUGCAUUUCCCUUGAUAUAUUGUAUUUUGUUAAGUAGGCAACAGUUUUGUAGUAACGAUUUUUAAAGAGACAAGAAAGGGAGGCGGGGGGGGGGGGGCAAUGCAAACCCCAUCCUAAAUUCUUCCGAGAUUUUACAUAUCUUUACAAGAAAAACACGGUAUACGGCCACUUGUUUAUUAGUUUCCUUAUCAAGCAAGAGAAAGUUUCAUUAUCAUAUAUGGAUUGGGAUAAAUUUCCAAUGAGUACUGGUAUUAAAAAGGUUUCAUUUUUACACGACGUGUAUUUGAAAAAGGGUGAUGUGAUAUAUAUUUUAUUCAUAUGAUAUUAAAUUUUGUCAUGCAUUUUAUGCAAUUAUAUUUUAUUAGUUUUGAUUUUUUCCUCAAGGAUCUGAAAAUUAUCAGACAGGCACUCUUGAAUUGUUCUUUUCUAAAAUAUUGUUUAUUAUGUUUAAUGUGAUAGGUUAUUACUCUCAGAGCUAUGGUCCAGAAAAUUCUUUACGGCAAAACAAGUUACUAUAUACAUGCACAUGUAUUUUAGACUUAAAAUAUAUAUGCCAAACAAAUACAUGUAUAGCAAUGGUUUUCAUUCAUAGUCUUUUUUAUUAUCAUAUUGAAUUUGUGUCUUAUCUACAAAAAUAUUUUACCAUGUCUGCAUAAUUGUCAUGUAAUUUCAUUAUACAAGACAUUCGAAGCCAAAUUUCAGUAUGAAUUAACACUUUACCCGAUUGAAUGUUCUAUGCAUGACAGAAAUAAAAAAAAAAUGUAAUUUUGAA
Magallana angulata is the source of this 2119-nucleotide messenger RNA. RefSeq lists its product as uncharacterized. NCBI's taxonomy places the organism in Eukaryota, Metazoa, Mollusca, Bivalvia, Ostreida, Ostreidae. Bases 161 to 859 code for a protein of 232 amino acids. Gene Ontology annotation, cellular component: membrane. The transcript has 2 exons. The record is from RefSeq and is a predicted model, not a curated record.